This is a messenger RNA of Heterobasidion irregulare TC 32-1, 681 nucleotides long. RefSeq lists its product as uncharacterized. Bases 1 to 681 code for a protein of 226 amino acids. The record is from RefSeq and is a predicted model, not a curated record. NCBI's taxonomy places the organism in Eukaryota, Fungi, Basidiomycota, Agaricomycetes, Russulales, Bondarzewiaceae. The transcript is spliced from 3 exons.
AUGCAGUACUUCGCCUUCCACCUUCGUAUUAGCCUCACUAUCGUGUUGAGAGACACGAUCUCAGGUCGCUUGUGGGAAUCGCAGAAACGUGUUCCUUCCUAUCCGGGCUCCCUGUGCCGCCACGCCGCGACGCGCGUGCCCUCUGAAGGCGCAAAGCUGCUUCUCCAGCAGGACAUCGGGUUCGCUGCUGUCGAUCAGCAUCAUCGUGCACUUUCCCCUGCCUCCCGGUGCAGUAAGACCGUGCGAUGCGUCAUGCCCGCGGCGCAGCGUCUGCCUCUUCUUUUAUUCGCACUGGCCCACAACGCCUCGAUGGGCAAAGACCGACUUGCUUUGUUCGUGAUCGUGGAUCACGACUUCUGGGGCUACAGCGAGUAUGAACGCAGCGUGGCUGGCUCAUCUGCGGAGCUCCAACCUGCGCUGCCGAUAUGUCGAAGUGACGCUGUGAUGAUGCUAGUGAUCGAAUGCUGCAUGCUUAGCAUGAUAUCCUAUGAUAUCACACGAGCAGGACAGAGCCCCGCGUGGCCAGGGCCCGAGUGGCCUGAUGAUCCUGAUGGUCCUGAUGGUCCUGAUGCAGACGACGAGGAAGAACGCUCAGCGAUUGGCCUAGACGAGGAGUGGGCAAGCUCAGACGCCGACACCAUGUGCGCGGGCCUUGCGCACCAAAAGCGCGUCGACGCAUAG